AUGAGGAAAGGGGACAAGAUUUUACUGCUGGCUAUCGUGCCCAUUUAUGCUACUCUCGAUGUGUCCGAAGAUCUUGUGGGCCUGGAAUAUCAAUACUCAACUUUGGAUCACGUCCGCGAGAGAAGGCAAUCAGGAAAUUAUCGCACGUUGAAUCAAGCACCGCCUCAAAUCCAGCAGCUCCUGCAAGCCCAAAACUCUCGUCGUCCCCUCGUGCCCGUUCCAUCUCAGCCAAUCCCGAAACUAGGACCGUCUCAGCCCAUCCAGCCUCAACAGCUCUCUCAGGCACAGGUUUCGCAGUACAAACCUCAAGUUCAAUUCUCAUCGGGUGUCCAGCAACCGGAUUAUAGGGCAAUUCAAUCUAGCACCGGCGGUCAGUAUCAGCAACCGCUCCCUCAACAGUAUCGUCCUCUUCCUCAAGGGCAAAACUAUAAUCCGCAACAACCGCAAUACUCUACCAAAUUACCACCUCAUCUGCAACAAUUGUUGCAGUACCAAAGUAACUUGGCCAAUGCUAUUCCUCGAAGAGCAUAA
Molecule: messenger RNA, 531 nt
Organism: Megachile rotundata (alfalfa leafcutting bee)
Lineage: Eukaryota; Metazoa; Arthropoda; Insecta; Hymenoptera; Megachilidae
Source: RefSeq, a predicted model, not a curated record